GGAAACAUCAAAUCAUUUACUUGGUUUCCGAAGGCCCUUCACUGAUUUUUCCUUCUAUAAAAGAAGACCACAGUGAUCAAGAGAGAACCACCACUGAAAAUUCCUUAACAUAGUAAAUUAGCAAAGAAUUGAGAACCAAAGUUGUGAUAUGGCACAAGUGAAGUUGCUAGGUUUUUGGUAUAGUCCAUUUACUCACAGAGUUAAGUGGGCUCUAAAGGUAAAGGGCGUGAAAUAUGAAUACAUAGAAGAAGAUCGAGCUAACAAGAGCUCUCUACUUCUUCAAUCCAAUCCUAUUCAUAAAAAAGUCCCUGUUCUCAUUCACAAUGGAAAACCCAUUGUUGAGUCUAUGGUCAUUCUUGAAUACAUUGAUGAGACAUUUGGAGGUCCUUCCAUUUUGCCUAAAGACCCUUAUGAUCGAGCUUUAGCUCGUUUCUGGGCUAAGUUCCUUGACGACAAGGUGACUGCAGUACCGAAUAUUUUCCGUCGCAAAGGGGAGGAGCAAGAGAAAGCUAAAGAGGAAGUACGUGAGAUGUUUAAAGUUCUUGACAAUGAGCUCAAGGAUAAGAAGUUUUUUGUGGGUGACAAAUUUGGGUUUGCUGAUAUUGCUGCAAAUUUGGUAGCAUUUUGGCUAGGAGUUUUUCAAGAAACCUCUGGAGUUGUUUUAGUGACAAGUGAAAAAUUUCCAAAUUUUUGUAAGUGGAGAGGUGAGUACAUUAACUGCAGCCAAAUCAAGGAAUCUCUACCUCCUCGAGAUGAGUUGCUUGCUUUUUACCGAGCUCUUUCUCAAGCUGCAUCAGCUUCUGCGUCCGCUCCCAAAUGAAUACAUUCUCAAUAUCCAUCUUAUGAAGUUUCGAGAUUUUGUGUCAAAAUAAAAUUGCGAUACGUAUGCAAAAAAAAUUUAAAUAUAUGUUUAUAUAAGAUUAAGCUUCUUCAACAUUAAUGACUCUAGAUUCUGCAUUCUCUUGAUCCUAAUAAAACUACUUGUUAGAUAAAGCUAGCUUAGUCCCAACUAGUUACAUACAGGAAGUGUCUCGAGUUACUGUUUUAAUUUGUUUGUUGGUCCGU
Messenger RNA from Nicotiana tabacum (common tobacco), 1065 nucleotides. Its product is annotated as putative glutathione S-transferase. The record is from RefSeq and is a predicted model, not a curated record. NCBI's taxonomy places the organism in Eukaryota, Viridiplantae, Streptophyta, Magnoliopsida, Solanales, Solanaceae. Gene Ontology annotation, biological process: glutathione metabolic process. Gene Ontology annotation, cellular component: cytoplasm. Gene Ontology annotation, molecular function: glutathione transferase activity.